This is a messenger RNA of Hippoglossus stenolepis (Pacific halibut), 6114 nucleotides long. RefSeq names its product tromal interaction molecule 2a (gene stim2a). Bases 774 to 3692 code for a protein of 972 amino acids. Gene Ontology annotation, biological process: intracellular calcium ion homeostasis; store-operated calcium entry; activation of store-operated calcium channel activity. The transcript is spliced from 12 exons. NCBI's taxonomy places the organism in Eukaryota, Metazoa, Chordata, Actinopteri, Pleuronectiformes, Pleuronectidae. The record is from RefSeq and is a predicted model, not a curated record. Gene Ontology annotation, cellular component: plasma membrane; endoplasmic reticulum. Gene Ontology annotation, molecular function: calcium channel regulator activity; calcium ion binding; protein binding.
CACACUCACAGGGAGAGGGAGAGGGAAGGGGGAGAGAGUUCCGCGCAACAGCGUCACACCUCGAUGUCUCUGUUGGGAAAGGGCUGGCUGGAGACAGACCAGACUGAAGCCUCUCCGGUUAUCUGGCUCAUGAAGAGAAUCAAUAGCCGACACAGAACAGACUCUCACUGGACUCGAGGGAAUGAGAGGGUGUAUUCGACCUGAACAGGAUCCUAAACUUGUGUUUCCUCCUCAAUUCAAACACCAUCUGACCUAAAAAGGGAGCUUUCCUUCUUCCUCUUUAAACUCCUGAGAUCUGCUGUGUGUCUGUGUGGUUAUAACAGUGGGUUUUAUGAAGGAUGCUUCAGCCUCAGGUUCAUUUAUUCUGAUGUGUUUUUAUCAGAUCUAGUUUGGAUUAUUCAUCAUCUGAGCAGAAUCAGCCUUUUUCUGGGGAUUAACAGCCGUUUGGAGGAACCUUUACGCACAGCCUUUGCGCAUUUGGAUGACUCCGCAAAUCCUGACUGCCAAACCCGUUAUGCGCACUGUUACAGGCAAUAUCCCGGGUUGCACACUAUAAAUCCAGCUCGUCUGAUUUCUCAAGCGAAUCAUCGGUAUCACAUCUCACUUCUUGGCUGUGCCCCGUAAUAGCAACACGGAUAUCGCUUAACACAUUUUCGCAGACUGACACUGGUGCGCUCCCAAACGGGGGGUGGUGUCGCGAUUAAUAUCUUCUCCAUUUGUACUAAGGAGUUUCUCAACUCUGCACGACGAUAUAUUGUGAGAUAUCAUCUGAAAUGCUGCCUCUGUCGCCUCUGCUGCUCCUCGUCUUCCCCGCUGCGAUCUUUGUGGCCGCGCAAGGCGCCGGGGACCUGCAGGGUUUCAGCCUCCCUGGUGGGAGCGCGGGCUUCGACCCUACAGACCCCUGCAUGGGGGUGACCCCACCAUGUAUGAGCGAGGCCGAUCGCUACAGCCUGGAGGCCCUGCGGAGCAUACAUCACAUGAUGGAUGAUGACCAGGACGGGGGAAUCGAGGUGGAGGAGAGUAUGGAGUUCAUCAUCGAAGACAUGAAGCAGCAGCAGACCAACAAACACAGCAACCUGCACAGAGAAGACCAACACAUCACGGUUGAGGAGCUGUGGAGGGGCUGGAAGUCAUCUGAAGUACACAACUGGACUCAAGAUGAGGUGCUUCGCUGGCUGAAGGACUUUGUUGAGUUGCCGCAGUAUGAGAGAAACUUUAAAGACUUCAAGGUCAAUGGAAACACACUCCCCAGGAUCGCUGCUAAUGAGCCUUCAUUCCUGAGCGCCCAGCUGAGAGUUCUGGACCAGCGAGACAAACAGAAGCUCAACAUCAAAGCUCUGGACGUGGUGCUGUUCGGACCGCCUGCACGUCCUCAUAAUUACAUGAAGGACCUGGUGCUCAUUGUGUCGGUGGUGAUGGGAGUUGGAGGCUGCUGGUUUGCUCAGGCCCAGAACAAAGCCAGUAAAGUCCACAUAACCAAGAUGAUGAAAGAUUUGGAUAGUCUUCAGAGGGCUGAGCAGAGCCUCACAGAUUUACAGGAACAGCUGGAGCAAGCCCAAGAAGAGAAGCGUAAUGUUGCGGAGGAGAAACAGAACCUGGAGGAGAAGAUGAGGGAUGAGAUCAUGGGAGCACAGGAGGAGACUUAUCGUCUGCAUGAGCUGAGGCAGGGUGCUGUCACUGAGCUCAGCCGCCUGCGCUAUGCAGAGGAAGAGCUGGAACAGGUCCGUGGGGCACUGAAGCAGGCGGAGAAGGACAUGCAUGCAAGCUGGAGUGUCUCAGAGGUUCUGCAGCAGUGGCUCCAGCUAACGCAUGAAGUAGAGGUCAAGUACUACAAUGUCAAGAAGCAGAGUGCAGAACAGCAACUUUCCGUCGCCAAGGAAGAGGCGGAGAAGAUUAAGAAGAAGAGGAGUUCACUGCUGGGGACUCUCCAUGUUGCCCACAGCUCCUCUUUAGAUCAGGUCGACCACAAGAUCCUGCAAGCAAAGAAUGCCUUGUUUGAAGUAACAGCCUGCCUGCGGGAGCGACUCCAUCGCUGGCAGCAGAUUGAACGCCUCUGCGGCUUUCCCAUAAUCAGGAAUUCUGGUCUAGCAAACCUCACUGCUCAGCUCUACUCAGACUCAAUUGCCCUGGGUAUGCCCCGAGUGCCUCAGCCACCUUGUUCAUGCCAUAGCUCUGUACAUGGAUCUUUAGAGGAUCUGUUAGAAGAAUCCUCAAUCUUACCACAGAUGACAGUUGCACCACUGAAGCGCUCUCCUCGAACACAGGGAUCUACCAAAUGUCGGCCACGUCGGCCUGGUGUCAUUACUCAGCCACCGACUGCCAUGAUCUCCCCAGACCCUGACCUUCUCAUCCCCAUCCGAGCUCCUUACCUUUGCUUUGAUGAGGAAGAAAGCCUUCUCCGGAAAACGCUAAAGCAACAAAACUCCCAAGAGAAGUACUCAGACACAGACUGCAUGAUUUCUCCUCCUCUCAGCAAAAUGUACCAUAAUCCCACUGUUGAUGCUUCCUCUCAAAGGCUUUAUCAUGAUGAAACUGAGCUACUUGCAGAUCCCUCAAUUUCAAAGACUUUGAGUAAAGAAGUAGAGGUUGUUGUUCCAGUUCGUAAAGUUUCCACAGAAGAGCUUGAGGUAGAUGUUGUCUGCAGGAAGAUGGGGAGAGACAAAUUGCUGGAUUCGUCUUUGGAAUCUUUGAAGAUGUCUAAAGAAGAGUCUUCAAAAGAUAUUCCAUCCUGGAAAGUAGAAAGAGAUACAAUAGGGGAUUUUAUUGACCCUUCUUCAAGGAAUAUAUACAGAGAAAUAAGUGAUUUACCAAUGGAUGUUAGAAAGAUCAUUUGGAAUGAAUUAGAAGCAUCAACAGAUAAACAGCCACAAAGGAACAUAUCCAGAGGUAUGAUGGGGGCUUCAUUUGACAGCAGCUUAAGAAAGAUAACACAAGAUGAUGCUGAGCAUCCUUUUGACUUAGUACCCAGAAGAGUGACAAGAAAUUCAAAGGCUAUUUCCCUAGACACAGGUUCAAGAAAGCUUCUGUGGAAUAAAGGAGAAUGUCAGCUUGAUUCCUCAGUGAGGGCAUUGGCAAUGGACAAAAUGGUUGAGACAACUAGAGCACCACGAAGGAUCUCACGAGAUGAGUUGGAGCAUUGUACAGAUCUUGCUUCCCAAAAGAUGCUACCCAGAGAGAAACUUGAUGCCCUUAUGGAUAUCUCGUCCUCUGCAGAGAUGCAAGAACCAGCAAACCGGAGGAUGCUGAGAGAUGAACUUGAGCUGUCUACUGGUUCUCUCAGACGGAGAAUACCAAGAAUGGCAAGAGAUGACACAGACAGUUUGGUUGACAAUCCCGCAGGAAAAAUCAGGGAUAGAGUUGAUGUUCCAGACCUUAUGUUAACCUCCCAGGGGCCGUGGACAUCAUCAGAUCUUUUUAACGCUGGUCCGUUGAGCCAGCUCGUGUAUGAUGGAAUCCUUGAGAAGUCCUGCAUCUCCCCAACACCUCCUCAGGCCAGGCUGCCAGCAGACGUGGAGCCCCCUAUGCCACCACCAAGGGUCGCCAUUCCAUCUCUCACUUCCCCUUCUGAGACUGGAGAAGAGAAGAGCAAGGAUAAAGAAAAGAGCAAGAAAUCCAUGAAGCUCAAAAGUCUUUUUAAAAAGAAAAAUGAUUCAACAACAGAGAAGCCUCAAAGUGGUCUUCAGAAACUCUGACAAUCAAUUUUUUUUUCGUUUUCUUAGCAUUUUAUUGAAUCAUAAAAUGGCGUUUUAGGAUCUCAUGGAAGAUAUCAGGUAGCACUUCAAGAAAGGACAAUUUUACCUGAAGAAGUCAGUGGUGUCUGGAAUAUUAAAUAUGAUGUUUUCAUUCUCUGAGUUUGGUGGCACUGAGAGAAUCAUGGUACACGCAUGAUGCCUAAUGUUGCCUGUGAACACUUUUUUAAGAAGAUACAGUACAUUUGUUAACAUAUGACAGUUGAAUAUGUAAUCAAUAGGAAACUGCAAAAGCUUUUCACGUGACUUACUUAUAUUUAAAGAUGAUAUCUUUGAUUAAGUCUUAUUUACACAUAUGGUUGAUACCAUAUAUUAUUUUGAAUGUAGAUUUUUUUGAUGCUUUGCCUAUGGCUGAAGGAUUAAAUAAUGUUUAAAUACAUGCUGCUCUUCUGUAUAACAGAGGUUUGAACGGAGACACUUACUGCAGUAGAAAAUGAAAGCAUUUUGUUUUGAGAGAACUGUGGUUAUAUUAAGUGAGGUCUUGAUAAGUUUCCCCCCUUGGAACUCGAUUUGUAUUCUAUGAUAUAACGAAUGAAAGGGAGUCUGGUCCGACAUUUAGCUUCAUUUUCCCUACAGCUGCUUGGUGAACACAUCACACUUAGGCAGUUUGAAGGCCCCAAAAACCUAUUUUGUCAAUUAGUUUUUUACUACGACAGUUUUGAUAAUAUUGCAUGAAAGAUUUUUUUUUAUUGUUUUUUACGCUGUCUCCUAUAAAUUACCUUUCGAAUAAACUAGAACAAAAAAGUAAUUGUGACCAGAUCAUUUUUUUUAAUACAGUAAGGAUUAAGUUUUUAAUCAACAUUUAUUGGAGGUUGACACACAGUAAAGUGUACAAUGUACAAUGUUUUGGUUUCUGGCAGUCACAGUUCUUGGCUUCUGGUAACACUUGUAUUUUUAACUAAAGGCAGUAAUCGUUUUGCACUCCUCUCUAGAAGUGGAAGCCUUGGGCAGAAGCACAAACGCUUGGAAACAACAGUCAUGGGGGGGGGGGGAGUAGUUGUUGCUGUUGCUGCAUGACCGAUGCGAUAUUGACUUCAACUACCACAGUUACCAUGAUCUGAACAGAAAACAUGCCUGCAGGCAAAUAAGAGCAGGACUGGAGGUUAUUAAGUUGUUUUCCUUCAUCUAGACUGUAGUGUUACAUUGUUGGCAUAUAGGUCAUGGUUUGUGUUAAGCUAAUUUUAGCUUUCUGUCACUGUCAAUAUCCAACUUCUCCCUUUACAAUCUGAAAGAUAUAUCUGACCACAUGGCGGCUGUUGACAGCAGAUUGUCAUGCACCAAUCAGGUUUAGGAACAUUUUAAAUCAAAAUCAGAUUUAUUGUAUGGCUGUUUGACGACACCCACACACUACUGCUGAGGCAGAUAAGCCAAGUAGUUGUUUGCUUUAAACUUUUAGUCUUGCUUUUUUCCCUAUUAUUUGAUUGUUGUUUGCUAUUGACCAGUGCGUCAGCGGGUCAGACAUUUGUGUUUGGGGCUGUAGGGCAGGCCCUGCUGUUGUGGUCCAGUUAAAAACAAAAGAGAAGGAUGAGCUGGAUCUAAGAACGUAACAGAGCCAUAACAUCAGGCUCCCCUGCAAAGGGCCAUGACUCUGAUCACCAGCUGGAAUAGACAUAAAACAACAUUUGCAUUACCUUGUAACCUGGAGCACAUGCUUUCAGAACGGAAACUGCUGGUUGCUGUGUAUUUAUUUAUUUUUUGCACUCUACUACUCACUCGCAGCUACCUCAGUCACAGCGUUCUGGUUGCGUUUUCAUGAAGUGCAAUGGGGCAUUUUUGACAGCUGGUGUAUCCCUAACAAUCUAAUAGCCUACAAGGUUGCAGAUAGAUCAGGGUUAACAAAGCUAAUAUUGACCCUUUAUUGACCCAGUUUGGAAUCACCCAAGUUUCUUUUUUAAAUGUGCAUAAUUCUGAAGAGCAGUUUACUUACUAAAACAGUAAAGGGUUUUUUUUCUCUUUUUUAAAUAAGUGCAUUUAGAUGCAUAUUUGAUUGCGUGAAUUGUUUAUGGAUUAUUAAUGAUCCUUUUAUUGUUUACAGACAUAAAUACAGUAGCCUAUUAUGACCUUUUAAAUCAAAUAACUGAAAAAAAUGCCUUUUUAUUGAUUUAAAAAUGAUUAUUGGAAUAUGUUUUAUGUCAUGUCUUACUUUGAAUGAGUGUCAAGUAUCGGGGAUAUAUCAAUACAAUAUUUCCCCUGUUCUUAUCUGAGAAUAACUGCUGUUUGCUGCUGUGUAUUAGUAUGAAAAUAAGAUUUAUUGGACUGUUGUUAUUUGCUGAUUUAAUAGCAACUGAUGAUUGAGAAAAUAAACAAGGUGAAAUAAGGAAAUGUUGUGCACUCAUAUGUACGAUUAAAAACAACCAACACAUCA